Molecule: messenger RNA, 1368 nt
Organism: Hyaloscypha bicolor E
Lineage: Eukaryota; Fungi; Ascomycota; Leotiomycetes; Helotiales; Hyaloscyphaceae
Product: glycosyltransferase family 4 protein
Exons: 1
Molecular function (GO): glycosyltransferase activity
Source: RefSeq, a predicted model, not a curated record
UUCCCCUCCAUCCUCAAAGGCAAAAAACUGCUCCUCGCAACAGAGUCCUUUGGCCCAGUCAACGGCGUUAGCAGAACAACUCUCAAUCUCGUCACCUACCUGCGCAGCAAGGGCGUGGACGUCGCUGUCGUCGCGCCGGAGAUCAGCACCGGCUCUGAUUCGACGCACGUCGGCACCACAAACACAAACCCAGAUCACAUUGAAGUCCGCCUUCAAGGCUAUCCUCUGCCUUACAACCCCGAACUCUCUGUCGUUUACCCCGUCCGCCUCUCUCAACUGUACGCAAGGACUUUUCAAGGCCCACCAGAUCUCAUAUAUCUUGCGAGUCCGGCGAGUUUGGGAUUUCAGGUCCUGUUGCAGUUGAGACAGCAGCAGAAUCCUGUACCGGUGUUGCUUAAUUUUCAGACGGAUUUGAGUGGAUAUUGUGAGAUUCUCUUUCCUCGCCCGCUGGAUCAUUGGGCGGUAUGGGUUUUCCGCUCUGUUCAAGGAUAUUUGUUCCGCCAUCCCUCGGUGCGGACGGUCUUCUAUCCCUCGCUAUUCGUCCGGAAAUAUCUUGAGAAGGCUGGCGUUCAAGAUGGGAAAAUGAUGAAUCUCAGAAGAGGUGUGAACUGCGAGAUGUUCAACCCUGCGAAGAGAACGGAGAGUAUGAGGAAACAGCUGGCGCCGAACGGAGAGCUGAUUCUGACCUGUGUCUCCCGCUUGGCGCCGGAGAAAGGCUUCGAGUUCUUGAGUGAAGUGGUCAAGAAGUUGGAUGAGCGGGGCUUCGCAUUCAAGCUUCUCGUUGUAGGAGGGAACAAGAAUCUGGAGGUGGUAAAGAAGAUCAAGGAUAUGUUCGGGCACCUGAACGACGAGGGGAAGGUGACGUUCACCGGGAUGCUGAAGGGCGAGGAGUUGGCGAGAGCGUAUGCCGUCGGCGAUCUAUUCCUUCACUGCUCGAUCACAGAGACCUUCGGCUUGGUUGUAUUGGAAUCGAUGGCGAGCGGCGUCCCGGUCAUCGCUCGAGACGAAGGAGGCCCAAGUGAGAUAGUCGCGGACGGGAAAUCUGGAUACCUAGUCGCACCCCAAGACCUGGAAACUUUCGUCGAGAAAGUCCUGAAAUUAGGCAACGACGCCCAACUUCGAGAGCAGAUGGCGAUGGAGUCGCGGAAGAUGGCCGAGGAUGCAACUUGGGAGAAGAUCAACAACCGAGUUGCGUGGAAACUCGCUGAAGCAUUGGAGCAUCAACCAUGCCAACAACCAGCGCAGAGUAAUAACGCUAUCCCGAGUUAUAGCUGGCUUUUCCUAAGCCCGGAGCUGAGAGGGUGGUUGAUUAGUUUGAUUGUUGAUAUGAGGUUAGUGGGCGGCUUGGGCAUUAUUGUUGGUGUUUGG